AUGUUCGUCCUAACGUUGAUGCGGGACAACGUCCGCACGCAUCCCUCCGACUUCAUUAAGCCCAGAGCGCAGGCGCUUGUCGACGGCUUAAACGCAAAGUAUGCGAACAAAGUGCUCCAUAAUGUCGGCCUGUGUAUCCGGGUGUGGGAUAUCGUAGAAGCGUCGGAUGAGACUGUGCAUAUCGUGCAGGAUGGGUCUUCCCAGUGCAAAGUGACGUUUAGGAUGAUAGUAUUCCGGCCAUUCAAAGGCGAGAUUAUGGUUGGGAAAGUUGCGGGGAACGAUCCAAAACAUGGCGUGCGAGUCUCAAUGGAGUUCUUUGGCGAUAUCACGAUACCCCCAGCGUUCCUGCAAGCAGGCACAGAAUUCGACGAAACAGAGGGCGUAUGGGUAUGGCGGUACGACGGCAACGACCUGUACAUGGACAAAGGCGAAAAGAUCCGGUUCCGCAUGGAGGUUGAGCAGUUUACGGAUGUGGGGCCGGUUCGGUUGGGCGAUGAUGAGACGUUGAGGGAGUCGCCAUACAGAUUGCUGGUGUCGGUGGCGGAACCGGGUUUGGGCCUCACGUCUUGGUGGGAAUGA
This is a messenger RNA of Fimicolochytrium jonesii, 579 nucleotides long. Its product is annotated as RNA polymerase III subunit Rpc25-domain-containing protein. Bases 1 to 579 code for a protein of 192 amino acids. Gene Ontology annotation, cellular component: RNA polymerase III complex. The transcript is spliced from 6 exons. The record is from RefSeq and is a predicted model, not a curated record. NCBI's taxonomy places the organism in Eukaryota, Fungi, Chytridiomycota, Chytridiomycetes, Spizellomycetales, Powellomycetaceae. Gene Ontology annotation, biological process: DNA-templated transcription; transcription initiation at RNA polymerase III promoter.